AUGCUUAAGCCCAGUCAAUACGUGAAGCUCGCGCAGUCGCUGCCGCCGCAGCUUCAAAGGUUUUUUGCCCGUUACCCACCACAGGCCAUUCUUCCACAGGUUAAUGCUGUCAAUACGACUUCCGAUGCGGCGGCGUCAGAAGCUGUUAAGGAGACUGGAUUGAGCGCAGAGGAAGCUUUGGAUACAGCUAUACACCCAGCAGUGACAGAAACGACAUCGCCAUUUAAGCCCCAUAAACAUCCAGUCACUGGGAAAUGGCAUGACCCGGUAUUUUCCUUGAGACGACAAGCGGAUUUGUGCAAGCUCGCACGACGACAUGGAGUGGAGGAGCUUUUGCCGCUCUCUGUAAAGAGCACAGAAGAGAAAUUACGCAAGAGAAUGGAGAAUGGACUGAGGGUAAAGGGUACAGGUGUGGGACAGAGAGUCAAGGGAAAGGAAUCCGAGAGAACAUUGAAGGCGAGGUAUGUUUGAAUCAUUGCAUUUGAUGGAUUGCUUGAUGGUUUUGGUCUUGCAUUAUUGGCACAUAUACUGAUUCAUGGUUUCAACAGAUUGGAGAAGAGAAGAAAGGCUAUGUUAGAGAUGCCACAGAUGAUCCAGACAUGGAAAGAGGUUUGUCUUCCCAUAUCAAUUCAACCUUCUGUUCAGCUACUAAUUAAUAUUCGCAGAGAGGUCAUGGUCGUGGAUGGAAGAAAUGGCCAAAAUAGAUAUGAUAAUGAAGAUUAUUUGGCACAAUCUCAGUGUAGAAAGACUACUUGUUGUACAAAUACCAUAUUGGGAAUGACUGCAUGGGAAAUGGCGUUUCAAAACAUUGUAAAUUGGUGCAUAACACACCAUUUCUUUAACAUAUUAGAAGAAAACCUUCGAUACACCUUGGA
Sclerotinia trifoliorum is the source of this 875-nucleotide messenger RNA. NCBI's taxonomy places the organism in Eukaryota, Fungi, Ascomycota, Leotiomycetes, Helotiales, Sclerotiniaceae. The record is from the annotation of a GenBank genome assembly.